CAUAUUUAGAUCCAUACCCGAUGGGUUAGCCAAGCGCUCCAAGAUUCGAAGACUCAACGCCGAGGGAUCGAAGUGAAGAUGUCUCACAACCCUUCUCAACUCCUCCCUUCUGAGCUCAUAGAUCGAUGCAUCGGAUCGAAGAUAUGGGUGAUAAUGAAGGGCGACAAGGAGCUCGUUGGAACCCUAAGAGGCUUCGACGUAUACGUUAACAUGGUCCUUGAAGAUGUCACAGAAUAUGAAAUCACAGCUGAAGGGAGACGGAUAACAAAGCUUGACCAGAUACUGCUCAAUGGAAACAACAUCGCAAUUCUGGUUCCCGGCGGUUCUCCCGAUCCAGAAUGACAGGACUGCUCUCAAGCAACUAUUGAUGCGUUAUAAGAUUUGAUUUGCGUCUGAGUACUUAACAGUGUCCAAAUGCUAUGAUUUACUUAAUCCAGAACAUACAAGGAGUUUAUUUAUUGCCAUAAACUAGAAACAAGGAACUUCACUGGUGUAUUUAAAUUUAAUCCUGUGAAUUGUGCUUGAUUAUCCUGCAA
This is a messenger RNA of Dioscorea cayenensis subsp. rotundata (Guinea yam), 536 nucleotides long. RefSeq names its product sm-like protein LSM5. Bases 79 to 342 code for a protein of 87 amino acids. The record is from RefSeq and is a predicted model, not a curated record. Gene Ontology annotation, cellular component: U6 snRNP; Lsm1-7-Pat1 complex; U4/U6 x U5 tri-snRNP complex. Gene Ontology annotation, molecular function: RNA binding. Gene Ontology annotation, biological process: mRNA splicing, via spliceosome. The transcript has 4 exons. Lineage: Eukaryota; Viridiplantae; Streptophyta; Magnoliopsida; Dioscoreales; Dioscoreaceae.